Molecule: messenger RNA, 2539 nt
Organism: Hypoxylon trugodes
Lineage: Eukaryota; Fungi; Ascomycota; Sordariomycetes; Xylariales; Hypoxylaceae
Product: HET-domain-containing protein
Exons: 4
Coding region: 163-2382 (739 amino acids)
Molecular function (GO): protein binding
Source: RefSeq, a predicted model, not a curated record
CUCCAGUCAAGGCGCAGCCUACCUACUAUAGGAUAAAUGUUGCAUCUCGCCACGAUGUCAUGGCCUUCCGGCGAGAAAUUUCCCGUACAGAUUGUGUUUUGUUUUGAAUAAUUACACAGAGAGCUGUCUAUCUCCUGAGAGUACCUAAACGCGAACGCGAAAAUGAACCGAUACAAGUAUAAACCUCUAAAUCCAAACGAUAUUCGAUUGGUCACUAUAUUACCUGGGAAGUUCGGUGACCCGAUCCGAAUCGAGAUCAACCACGCUACGCUCGUCCCGCCGGCGGAAGAUGAAAAGCCAAAGCGGUUAUCGUUGAAAGAGAUUCGAAAGGGACUUCCCAAGGGCUGGGAUGCCUUCGAGAACCUGGAGGGGCGCGUGGUCUUCUGGAAGGACAACGAAAGAUUUAGCUCCUGGGACCACCCAGACCCUAGCGUCCCACGCGCCGACUACGAUCCCGAAAUCUUGGAGAAUCAAGAUCGACCUGACUAUGAGGCUCUGUCAUACGCCUGGGGUCCCCGGAUGCGGCGCAAGAAGGCUAUAAUGAAAAGUACGAUAAAAGAACAGCGGUUUAUGGUAAUGCCUGGAAACCGGUUGCUGCACAUAAACGAAGACCUCGAAGAAGCGUUGCGGUAUCUUCGAUACAAAAAUAAGGGCCGCGUCAUGUGGAUCGAUGCGCUGUGCAUCAAUCAGGAGGAUUUUGAGGAGCGCAACCAUGAGGUCAAGCGCAUGAGCCUGAUCUAUCAAUUCGCGCGGCGCGUCGUCGCAUGGCUUGGCCCAGCGUCUUUAAAUAGCCAGCUCGCGCUUUCUACACUGGACUACUUAGGUCGUCAAGUUGAAUGUACGCGAGACGAUUGGAUGUUCCCGGCAGUGGACUGCGAGCAACUGUACUGGUAUUGUCCUGAAGUGUCCCUGCCGUACAAGCACGAGGUAUGGGACGCCAUAGCUGAUUUUCCACUGCGUCCUUGGUUCAAACGCUUGUGGAUCGUGCAGGAGAUCCAUCUCGGAAGCGCGAAGUCUAUUGUACAAUGUGGACAUGAUGAGAUACUAUGGAGUCACUUCCGACGUGCAAUUCUAUCUAUUAACGAUAAGGAUGAAGGUGUACCGCACGACAUACGAAUCAAUUUGAACAAUGCUGGUGAUUUCUACUUGUACUUAGGACAUAAUCCAUUUGAAAAUACCCUGUAUAAUUACCAUAUGCGGCUGUGCUCCGACCAGAGAGAUAAGGUGUACGGAAUAUUAAGUCUAGCGCCAAGGGAAAUUAGGGAUGCUAUAGAGAUUAACUACGAGAAAGGCUUGGUGGAGGUAUUUGAGCACGUUUUUCGCGCACAUUCCGAUAAACAGAGGCGCCUUCCUCAGUUACAACUCAGCGGUUUACGUUAUGCAGAAUCAAUAUCGGAAUUAGGGAAGGAAGGAUGGCCAUCUUGGCUGCCUGACUGGUCGCGCUUUGUCUACCGCACCUGCCCAUCUAGCGACAGAUACUACACCAGCGGCCUCUCAGCUUCAUGCACAAAUUAUACCAAUCCAGGGCGUCUUGAAGUUAUUGCGCUGCCGUUUGCGUCGGUGAAACGUGUCGAGUACCAAUUCCCUCAUUCCCCUGACGGCUUGGUGUGCAUUGUCGAGGCGUAUAAGCGCAUGGGGCUUUCGCAGCUACGGGACACGCCAUACCCCGGACUGGGUGGACCAGGGGAGCCAAAGAGUUACCUUGAUGCGUAUCUGCUGACGAUGACGAUGGGCAAGGUUAAGGAUUAUUAUGAAAAGUUACAAACUUAUUACUCGCAAGCCGAACUGUUAAAAAUUGUUGAUAUCGCCGAGCGUAGCGAGGAGGGGAUCGAGGAGGCUAGAUCGAUGCUAUCCGACUGGUAUAGGGGUUUAAUUGGGGCCGAGUUGGAUCAAAAAUAUCUAUUCAGUUUGGAGAAUGGACAUAUAGGUGUGAUUGGAGGGAGACCGCUGCAGGGCGAUAAAGUUGUUGUAAUACUUGGGUGUGAAACACCCAUGCUUCUUAGGCCGACACCGACGGGAGACUACAUAGUUGUUGGGGAUUGUUACGUACAUGGUAUCAUGUUCGGCGAAGCUCUUCUUGGCCCCUUUCCUGAGUCUUGGAAAUUUAUAUUACACAGAGAAGGCGAAGAAGACGGACAGUACCGAGUGUGUUUCGUCAACACUGAUACGGGAGUCAAACGCACGGAUGAUCCACGCCUAGACGAGAUCCCGCUUCCCCCAGAGUGGGAACCUAUUGAAUGGAAUCGAACCACGGCUGACCCAUUGCAUUAUAGAAAGUUUUGGAAUAGGGAGACAGGCGAGGAGAUUAACUCAGACCCGAGACUCUUCCCGGAGGCUUUGGUGGGGAGGGGAGUUCCACUAGAGACCAUUACGCUUGUAUGAUAUCUUGGUGGUAUGCUUAACGAAGAGAUGUUUUCUAAUGAGCACAUGGUUAUUGGACCGUUAGAGGAGUGAUAUAAAACAUAAGGAAUAGGUAGCACAUAAUCUGUUGAGUAAAAUUUUCAGCAAUAACAUCUACAUAUAUUUAUAUGUGGCGAGC